This is a messenger RNA of Porites evermanni, 1746 nucleotides long. NCBI's taxonomy places the organism in Eukaryota, Metazoa, Cnidaria, Anthozoa, Scleractinia, Poritidae. The record is from the annotation of a GenBank genome assembly.
AUGGCUUCAAUAGUGAUGGGUAUCCUCAAAGCAACUGUAGGCAAGCUGCUGAAUAAAGGAAGAAAAAUGGUUGCGGACAGACUUAAGGAAGGCGAUGUUACAGAUGAGCAGUUUCGUACACUGAUCGUAAAUGAAAUCGACGAAAUCAAGUCGAAGCUAGACGGAAUAGCAAGAGCAAACUUGCUAGCGAGUAUCAGCUUUUUCAAGGAAGGCAUUUUAUACCUCUAUAACGUGUUGGACUUGAAAGCCAGAGACGAAAUUGCAAAUAAAACAGCCUACGAAGCAGAGAAGACAGACAAAGAAAACAGAAAGGUCAACUUGGGCUCCUCAGCGGCAAGUGUCGAACAUGUUUCUCUUGCGAAGGAACUGAAAAGCCUACAGCUAACAAACUACAAUGAUCCAGCAACAAGAGCCCUUUCUGACGCAAAAAGUCGGUUUAAAGAUGCUAGAAGAAAGGCAACAGAGGCCUUUAGCAAUGAAGCAUUAAGCACUUCUGAUCGCCUCCUCUCGAUGAAGUUUCGUGUCAUGUCAACAUUGCUAGAAAAAAUAGAUGUACCAGAAGACGCACUUUUGGCGUGUAGACUGUGUCUUGAAGAGCUGCAUGCUGUUCCAGCGAUCCAGGAAAGCUUUAAGGUUCAGCUUACAAAGAGUUUCAAGUCUCGGUUUAACAAGUCUGAGCGUAAAGAAAUAAUCACUUCCGUUUGUCGCCUGAACAGAGCCAUCUUUGACGUUGCGCAAAUAGUCAGGGAAGACACUAAUUUAUUUCUGUGGCCUUGUAUUGAUACAGGAGAAGGUAAAGUCGAUCUGUUGCUUGACUAUAGAGUAGUCGAAGAACACUGCCAGCUUGAUAUUGAACCGUUUUGUAUUAAAUCGUUGGCCCUCAGUCACGACCCUGAACAGGAACUACACAAACGGAGGUCAGCGUGGAUUAUGACCACCAACACUCGAGGAGAAAUUUUUAUUUUGGACAGAGCAGUUGAUGAAGUGAUGUCUCGAAUUAAAGUGUUUUCUUCUAACGGAGAGCUUCAAAGGUCGUCACCCCUUUCUAUACCUUUUUCUACAUUUGAAUUUAUGGAAAUUGCGAUGGCUACCGAUGAAGAAGACAAGAUUUACGUACUAGGUAACUGCACUUUUCCCGGUGAAAUGUUCAACACAAAGUUUGUGUUUGUGUUUGAUAAGAAUAUUACUCUGCAUCAUGGAUAUGAGCUUAGUGAUCUGCAGUCCUGUUACCCGCGAAGGUUUCUUGUUGGCGACAACAACAAACUGUUCUUAUCAGCAAAGAAUUCGGAUAUACGAGUGUUCAACACGAACGGAUACCUAGAACGGAGGUUUGGAGCAGGGUUUUUAGAAAGCCCAACGGACAUGGCUUACAUCAACACCGGCAAAUUACUGGUAUUGGACGGUAAUCAUGUUCAUAUUUUCAGCGAAGAGGGUGUUCACCAAGUGCAGUUUAAGCUAGCCGUAUCCGUACCAUUUAAACCUGAAUUCUUAGUAUUUCAUCACUUAAAUAACCAAGUCUUGGUUUUUUGUAGGAACAUGGGGUAUUGUGGAAAAUCGCGUUCCACACCCGAAUAUACAGAAAUUCUUCUCAGUCUUUACACCAUAAGUGGUGUGUUUGUUCGCGACAUUCAUCUGCGCAUAAAAGGAGAAUUGCUCUUCACAUCCGCUAAAACAGUCACAAAGAAAGGACGUGUCAUAGUGGGUGUAAAUGAUUCCUUUGGUAGACCGAGUGUUCUUGUAUUGUGA